Molecule: messenger RNA, 680 nt
Organism: Oppiella nova
Lineage: Eukaryota; Metazoa; Arthropoda; Arachnida; Sarcoptiformes; Oppiidae
Source: the annotation of a GenBank genome assembly
AGCGACUAUUUCGCACACAUUGAGUGCAUUAGCGAUUGAAAACGUGAGGUCACGUGACGUGUGAGUGGUUUAUGUGUGCGUUGAGUGCGAGUCUUACGAAGAGUGCGAAAAAGUGCCGCUUUUUGGGUCCCAUCAAUACAAUGAGCCAAACGGUGACCACUCGCUGGACAUUCACUGAUAAUGACCUUAAGAACCAUCGGCUUAGGAAACGGGACGCCAUCGGAGCUCAAGAGGAGAUCCAAUACCGCCAAAAGGGCACCCAUUAUAUCAAAGAAAUGGCAGAUCUGCUCAAACUUCGGCCCAUAUGUAUGAACACCGGAAUCGUUUACUUUCACCGCUUCUUCGCCUUGAGAUCAUUCAAAGCGUUUGAUGUGAACGAAAUCUCGAUUUGCAGUCUGUUUCUGGCGGCAAAGUUCGAGGAGCAGCCCAUCCGUAAGGAGGACCUGAUCCGAGCGGCGCUCUGCUGUCGCCCUAAGACGCGACACUCAGCCCACGAGGACUUUAAGAGUGAAUACCGGACGCAAUGCGAGCGACUGAUUGCCAACGAGAAUGAGAUGCUAUUGACGUUCGGCUUCGACCUAAUGGUCAUUCACUCGCAUACUGUGAUCAUAAGCGCCUCCGAUAACCACUCUGUGAUAAAGCGAGAGAUCGGUGCGAACGCCUACAAGAUGGCCGGCGAU